CACAGCCCCCCGAAAGAGUCGAGGCACAAAACAAUAAAAGUUACACCUCCAUUUAAAAAUGAAGGAAAAUGCUAUUCUUUUCAUUGGGAAAUAUUUCGAUCCUCCUUUUCCAUCCGGUGGGAAGCUUUUUAAGGUAACAGGAAAAGUUGACUUGUAACUUGGCAAUACGUAGGGCACAUAAGGUUUGGGCCAUUCUUUAGUUCUCAGGAAAGGCGAAGAGGUAAAAGCCAGGGCUGGGGAGACGCAACCCUGCCCGAGGGGCAAGAGGAUCGCUUUGCAUUCAUUGGCUGGAGACUCGAUCGACUAAAACCGGCCACUGGAGAGUUGGACUGCAAGCGCUAGGAAAGUCAUGUGCCGCUCCAGGUCCCUUUGCAAGGCUGGGCCCGCUCAACUGGCUGGCCGCGUUAAAGUGGCGGUCACGUGACCACGCUGGAGACGGGCUCGGCGUGCGUGCUCUCGGACAGGCAACAUGGCGGCUACCGCGGCAGCCCGGGUAGCUCUGAGGCUCUUUCACCAUCGAGGGGGUUCAGCCCCGACCUCGUCCUCCCUAGGCCGCGUGAGCCCGAGGAGCUGUUCAGGCCUGCUCGCGCCCGUGACAAGAUACAGUUCCGAAGCCAAAGGCCUGGAGGAGGAGGAACUGCUGGUUCGAUAUUUGGAUGAAGAGCAUAAAGGAAUUGUUGUACUUGGAAUAAACAGAGCACAUGCAAAAAAUGCACUUAAUAAAAAUCUUAUUAAAAUGAUAUCAAAAGUUAUGGACGCUUUGAAAACAGACAAAAAAGUACGGACAGUUAUAUUCCGAAGUGAAGUUCCUGGGGUAUUUUGUGCUGGUGCUGACCUUAAAGAAAGAGCUAAAAUGCAUGCUAGUGAAGUAAGCUCUUUUGUCUCAAAGGCAAGAUCCACUAUUAAUGAAGUGGCUAAUCUUCCAGUACCAACUAUAGCUGCAAUAGAUGGCAUUGCAUUAGGUGGUGGCCUAGAAUUGGCUCUAGCCUGUGAUAUAAGAGUGGCAGCUUCUUCUGCAAAAAUGGGUUUAGUUGAAACGAAAUUGGCGAUCAUUCCUGGUGCAGGUAUGGAUUUUUAUUCAUAAUUAUGUAACCGUUCUUUUUGAACUUUUUUGUUAUGCUCCAUCUCUUGUAUGUUGUCCAGAGGCUGGUCAGUUUUGAACAACAAUAUUUUCAUUCUGCAUUCCAGGUCAUGAAUGUACUUAAUAUAGUCCUGCCUCCUAUUUUUACCACAGCAAUAACCCUGUGAGGUUGCUUGGGCUGAACCAAAGUGAUUGAUCCAAAAUCAUCCAAUUGGUUUUUAUUCCUAAGGGAGAUCUAAAACUCACAGUCUCCUGGUUUCUAGGGCCAGUAUAUUAACCACCUCAUCAAACUGAAUACAGUUUUUGCAUAUCUAUUAUUUGGUAACUGUCAUAAUGUUGUGAGUGUCUUAUCAAUUUAUGAGAUCUAAAAUGAGUAGUCAUGGAGAAAGGAAAAUGAAGCCAGGUUGGGCUGGUGAGGAUACCUACCUACUCUUAGACUGUAUGGCAUUUUGCCCUCUAGUACUAUUGUCGAGCAACAUGCGGAUAUGCAUGCUGCCCAUUUUAGCUUGUGAAGAUUUUUAGCAUGAGGGAACAACAUAGAAAUGCACUCCUUGGUAUUAGGCCUGCUACUUAGUUUUCUUCAGUGCAGCAAAAGUCCCCAAUUUAUUCAAAGGGGAAGGAGAAGUUGCACUUCUUUAAUUUUCUUCCUUUGUAGCCCUUGACUUAAAACCACAAUUGGGACCAGAAUUUUCAUUGCUAAGUAAGGCAGUUGGUAAGUG
Messenger RNA from Crotalus tigris (Tiger rattlesnake), 1800 nucleotides. It is a transcript of the gene AUH, whose product is annotated as AU RNA binding methylglutaconyl-CoA hydratase. Gene Ontology annotation, biological process: fatty acid beta-oxidation. The record is from RefSeq and is a predicted model, not a curated record. Gene Ontology annotation, molecular function: enoyl-CoA hydratase activity. The transcript has 6 exons. NCBI's taxonomy places the organism in Eukaryota, Metazoa, Chordata, Lepidosauria, Squamata, Viperidae. Gene Ontology annotation, cellular component: mitochondrion. The coding region runs from base 470 to 1084 and encodes 204 amino acids.